CGUCACGCGGCCUUCGGAAAAACAGGGAUCCAGAGAUUCAAAACAACAUGGCGAUGGUAAACGAACAAGCCGGCGGUGAAAACAUCGAGGUUAUGGCGGAUCACUACAGUAUAGAGCGACAACAAUACCAGAUUAAAAUCGAGCACUUUCUAAAGCCUCUAGAAUCGAAAUGGGACUUCAUCAGAGAUGUGCUGCUGUGGAAAAAACCGGUUGUUUCCCUGUGUGUUUUCGUCGCUGUCAACGCAAUCUUCAGCUAUUUUGCGUCUGGACAUUUUCGAAUGUUCCUGAUUAUUAGUGCUAUCAUCGCUUUGGGACUUUGUUUGCACGAUGUGAGAGAUCGUGCCGCUGCUGUUCUUGAACGAGCCGGAAUAACACCUGAAGAACGUGAAAGCUAUGAGAUGAGCCUCACAUUCAACAGAUUUUGUUACAAACUCUCAUUCACCUGGGAACUGGUCAUGGUGGAAUAUUCCAAUUUCGUAGAAUUAAAGACCACUAACAAGAAAAAGUAUUAUGGAGUGAUUGCAUUACUUGUCUUGGGAGCAGCAUUUGCAUACCAAUAUCUACCACUUCUUGGCCUUUUAUAUGCCUUAUUGCUGUUUUUCUAUCUGUGGACGCCUAUCAAGUACCAUGGUACACACUAUGUGAUGUACAGCUUUGUAGAACCAUUCUUUAGACCAUUUAUUAUUCAGUGGAAGAACAGCAGAACGAAAAGGGAACGAUCACAAAUAUUCAAAGCUAAGACUGGUGAAGAGCAUGCCGAUGACAGUGAGGAAGAGUUCGCUAAAUCAUUCCAUCCCAAAGCCAGCUCUAACAAACCUUCAAAUACUCAGCCCCCACAUGAACCCACUGGACUAGACUCAACAGAUGGGCAGCUUAUCUCAAAACCCAGGAGCAAAGCAGCUAUGCCCUCCUUGUUAGUUUCAGAGACCCCAGAUCCUGUGGUUCUAAAGCCACUGUUACCAACAUCAGCUUUGCCUGAGGUACAAGCUAUACCUGUUGAUGACAUAGUAUUAUCUACAUCUGACACAACACAAGAUGAUAUACCAUGCAUGGAGGACACUAGUUCUGAAUCUGCGGACCUCAACAGUCUUGCUGGAUUAGAUAUGGCUCCUCCUACUCCAGAUGACUCAUCAAUCAGCUUGGACAGCUCUCUCACAUUCCUGCCAGACAACCCGCAGCUCCCUUCUCUGAGCAUGGGUGGCUCAAGCACCUGGGAAUAUGAUGAUGAUGAUUUUACUCAAGGCCUAGAGUUCCCAGAUAUUGAUGCUAAAGAGUACCACAGCUCUAAUGAGUCUCUAAAUGACACUAAAACAGAUUCCACAGAUGCUAGGCCACAGCAUACUGUGCGAGAGGGCAUUGGUAGCAAGGUGACACAGUCUGCAGGCUCCAGUCAGUCAAGCACAUCAACCGAUCUAUCAUCAGAGUACGAAUUUCUGGAGAGGUCAGAGGUUGAUGAGAUGGAUUCGGCAAGAGAAGCUGGUACUACCGAAAGUACUGUCUCUUCCUAUGUUGGCCAGUUGUUGGGCUACAAGUAACUGAUUUAUAAAUCAUUUCUUUUAAAAUUUAUCCCAGGGGACUACUACAAUAAAAACAGAUGGGAUGAUCGUCGGCAAAAUCAAUUCUCAUGAAGGCAAAUCAUGAAGGAAAAAUCGUCCGCCAAAUGGUUAAACGUACCCCCCCUCCCCCGAUCAAAGGCCUGACUACGGGCCUGAAAUAGACCUUUGAGUGUGGUCAACAUAAAUUCUUACCCCUAAGAGAUAGCAAAUUGGGUGUGGUAGAAGGAAUUUUCAACCCUGAGAGAUAGCAGAAUCGGAUAAACUGUUAAAACCGCCUAAGGAAUAGCAGUUGCUCGGAUUUUAUACCCUAAGAGAAAGCAGAACCCUUCAACAACCCCGAUGGGAUAGCAGUUGGACGAAAUUUUAUACCCUUAAAGACAAGACGAUCACCCUGUGUACUUUUCUGGAGAGUCCCCCCGCCCCCACCCCGGAAAUUUAUUCUCUAACCAAAAUGGUUUCUUUUAUAAGUGGAUAAUCUGUUAAUUUGGAAUUACUGAAUUAUUACUGAAAAUUAUGGUGUGCUGCAUGUUUUUCUCUUUUUGCACAUCAUUAUAUUUAUUGGGCAACAACCGGUGAUCCAAAUGGGGCUCAGAGGGGUAAAUAUCCUUCCCCUACCAAAACCCUAGACUCAAUGUAUAGCAUUUAUCACCGCAUCUUAUAGAAGACAAACAGAUCUUAUAGCAGGUUAUCACAAUGGUAGUUAUUUGUAUAUUUCUUUAAAAUCGGGUAAAUAAAGUGUAACUACAAAAA
Messenger RNA from Nematostella vectensis (starlet sea anemone), 2306 nucleotides. RefSeq lists its product as uncharacterized. NCBI's taxonomy places the organism in Eukaryota, Metazoa, Cnidaria, Anthozoa, Actiniaria, Edwardsiidae. The transcript is spliced from 8 exons. The record is from RefSeq and is a predicted model, not a curated record. The coding region runs from base 48 to 1535 and encodes 495 amino acids. Gene Ontology annotation, biological process: reticulophagy.